CUGAGGGCAACCGCCGCUCGUCCGCCACUGGCGGGUGCGCCGUUAGCCCUCCGGGCCUGGUGUCCAUUGAGCGCGUCCGGGCGCAGUGGCGUCAAUGAGUUAACCGUUUCUACCUUGAGCCGCUCCGCCUCGCCCCUGGCCGGGCCGUUGCAUCAGAGGGCCUGCUUGCGCAAGGGCGCGCUGUGGAGUGCCCGGCCCGGCCCGGCGCGGCGCGGCGUGGGGGCGGCGUGGCGUGGCGUGGCGUGGCGUGGCGUGGUGUGAAGAAGCGAAGCCCGCCAUGAAGCGGCAGAGCGCGCGGUCAGUGCGCUGCUGGCAGGCGACGCGCCGUUGCAGAAGCUCAGUGCUGCAGGUGCCACUGUUGCUCGGCAUGUCGGUGUCGGCGGCGACCGCGGCGGCGGCGGCGGCGGCGGCGCUUAGAGCGGACGUCAUGGCGGGGCCCACCGCGGCUGGCGCGCCCUACUGGAGCCCGCGACUCGCCAGGUCUCGAAGAAUGGUAAAUCCAGUGAAAAUGGACGAUUAUGACAAGCAAGGAUGCCUGCACGACAUGUUUGCAAAACAAGCUCUGGCUACUCCAAAUGCCACAGCCAUUGUCACUCAUGAUGGCCGCAAAAUGACAUUUGAAGAACUUAAUAAUGUUACUGACAUUCUUGCACUUCAUUUACGCCACCUUGGAGUAAAGAGGAAUACUGUUGUAGGAAUCUUAAUGGACCGUUGCCUUGAAUAUGCAAUUAGCUAUAUCUCCAUUCUCAAGGCAGGAGGAGCCUACUUGCCAUUGGAAAUAUCAUAUCCUCAAUCAUUAUUGCAAUCAGUAUUGCAAGAUGCAGAACCAGUAGCAGUAUGCACUAAAAAACUUUUUACUGAAAGAUUAAAUAAUCAUAUGGAAAAAAAUAAAAUUAUUAUUAUGGAAAAUGAUUGGAUUGAAGAAAUUUCAAAAAAUGAACCAAUUUCUGAGCCAGUAGAAGUCGGAUUAGAUGACAUGGCAUACACAGUAUACUCAUCUGGUACAACUGGGAAACCAAAAGGAAUUCAGUGUCCUCAUCGAGGAGCAGUAUUUUCUUACCACUGGCGACAUAUAUCAUAUCCUUACAAACCUGAUGAUCGUGAAGCUUGCAAUAUAUUUUUUGUUUGGGAAAUGUUGCGACCCCUGCUAAAAGGGAUUCCCUUAUAUAUAGUACCUGAUGAUGUGAUCUAUGAUCCUCCUCGUUUGGUUACCUUCUUAAAAGAAAACAAGAUAACUCGAAUGCUAUUUACACCAUCCUUACUACAAGCUUUGCUGGAUUUUAAAGGUCUAGAAUUGGAAAAGGCUUUUCAAUCUAUGAGGCAAAUAUGGUUUUGUGGAGAAGUUCUCACUACAUUACUGAAAGAGCGCAUUUCCAAACUUCUCCCUAAAAUUCAACUUGUGAAUUUGUACAGUGUAUCUGAAUGCCAUGAUCUUGCUUGUGCAGAUCUCAGUGAUAUGGCUGAAUAUGAACAGAGAAAGUUUUGCCCUGUUGGCAAAGUUCUUCCUGGUGUUCAUAUUAUUAUAAUGGAUGAAGAACUCAAUAUUCAACCUGUUGGAGCACCUGGUGAAAUAUAUGUAGGUGGACCAACACUGGCAAUUGGGUAUCUGAAUAGACCUGAAGUUACUGCACAACGUUUUAUUGCACGUCCAGACCAUGUUCCAGCACAUGUUGGUGAAAGGUUGUAUCGUACAGGAGACUGGGGAUACAUGUUAUCAGAUGGAAAUCUUGAAAUAUGUGGGCGGUGUGAUUCAAUGGUUAAAAUUCGAGGAUAUAGCAUAGAACUACAGGCAGUGGAAACUGCUCUCCUUGAUUUAACAAUGGUAAACACAGGCUGCGUUUUAGCUCUGGGAGAUGAAGGCUCAGAAAAGAUAUUGGUUGCAUAUAUUGUCCCUGAAGGCAAAACCUCUCGCAAAGAAGUUCGGGCAGCAUUAAAGAGGAAGUUGCCAUUUUACAUGAUACCUUCAAAGUUUGUUUUCCUUAAUAGCAUUCCCAUUGUUGAAGCUUCAGGCAAAUUAGAUAAGUCAGCAUUACCAAAAAUUGAUGCAAGUGAAAAUAGUGGAAUUGAUCCUCAAGAUUUACCAUCCACCCCUAUGGAACAUGAAAUUGCCAAGAUUUGGUGCAAAGUCCUGCGAUUACCAGCAGUGGAUGUUCAAGAGAGCUUUUUUGAUUUAGGCGGACAUUCCCUAUUAGCUACUCGAUUGCUAAGUGAAAUGAAUGAACAUUUAGCAUUAAAUUUAGUAUUAACAGAUUUGUUCAAUCAUCCUACGAUUCAGUCCAUGGCCAGUUUCAUAGAAGAUCCUGUAAUGGCAAAUGGAGGAGAGCAUGUACAUUUGGAUUUGGAAGCAGAAGUAGAUCGUCAUGAUCAAGGAAAAACUUUAAUGGACAUUAGACUUCGAGCUUUUUGGCGUUCCUUUCAGCUGUCCAACAAAUGGAGAAGAGACAAAAUUUUGUUGACUGGUGUAACAGGUUAUGUCGGUGCUUUUUUACUCAAGGAAUUAUUAACUACAACAAAGGCCACUGUAUAUUGCCUUGUAAGGCAGUCACCUGGGAUGACCCCCCAAGAUCGUGUCAUACGCAGUCUUCGUGACUUUGGUAUUUUUGGUAUUUCUGAGGAUGCUGAAGAACUAGAAAAGAAAAUUGAAUGGAGAGUUGUCCCUAUCAAAGGUGAUAUUACUCUUGUUAAUUUAGGAAUGACUGAAGAUGAUUAUGCAUACCUUUCAUAUGAAAUAGACACAAUUAUUCAUGCUGCUGCUACAGUGAAUCUCAUUUAUCCAUACAGAGCUCUACAUAGUUCAAACGUCCUUGGUACAGAAAAUAUUCUAAACUUUGCACAAGCAAAUAAAAUCAAACCAGUACAUCACAUUAGCACAGAUGCAGUAUUUCCUCCAGGUCUAAUAUACUGCAGUGAGGACUCAGAUAUGUCUCAGUAUGCAGAUCAACUAACUAGUGGAUACAGCCAAUCUAAGUGGGUUGCAGAGCAAUUGGUAUUCAGAGCCAAAGCAAGAGGUCAUCCUGUCUCCAUUUAUAGAUGCGGUAAUGUAGCAGGGCCGCAAGAUAUAGCAAGUUGGAAUCCAGCUGAUUUCACUCUAUUGAUGCUCCAAGGGUGCAUACAUUCACUAACAGCACCAGACAUAAAUUGGCAGAUUGAGUUGACACCUGUUGACUUUGUUAGCCGAGUGAUAGUGACAAUGGUUCAAGACUUAAUGCAAUCAAUAGGAAAAGUUUUUCAUUUAACAAACACAAACACAAUGGACUCUCAGCUGUUAUGGCAACUCUUGAGAGUUCAAGGUUAUGAGUUAUCAAUUGUAUCAUACAAUAAAUGGUACGACACCAUUAAAACAAUGUCACAAGAUGAUUCAUGCAAAGCAGCUGGAAGCUUUAGAGCCCUUCUCUACUUGUUGGAUAAUCUUGUCAUAGAACCAAGUUUUUUCUCAAACAUGACCACAUUUACCCAAGAUAAUCUCCAGCAUUUGCUCAAACUUCACAACAUGGAAUAUCCACCUGUGAAUGCAGAAUUGAUGCGCAACUAUUUAAGAUAUUUAGCGAGAAUAAAUUUAAUACCUCGCCCACACAGAAAACGUAGAGACACUGCCCAGUUAUUACAUGGACUAGUUGCUCUGGUAACAGGUGCAUCAUCAGGAAUUGGUGCAGCCAUUGGAGAACAUCUAGCAGUGGCAGGGGCGAAGGUAGCUUUAGCAGCACGAAGAAUAGAUCAGCUACAAAAGUUGCAAAAACAGAUUGAAGGUCAAGGUGGAAUGGCUGUAUGUGUUGAAAUGGAUGUUUGCAACUCUGAAUCAGUUAACAAAGGAGUGAAAUAUGUAGAAAAUCUUUUAGGACCAGUAGAUAUAUUGGUAAAUAAUGCUGGAGUAAUGUACUAUUCGUUUAUGAAAAACACUGAGCUUGAAGACUGGAAGCACAUGGUAAACGUGAACAUUAAUGGAACUCUCAAUUGUCUGGCUGCUGUCUUAGGGGGUAUGGUUGAAAGGAAACAGGGACAUAUUGUGAAUAUUUCAUCUGAUGCUGGAAGAAAGGCAUUUGCAGGUCUAGCUAUUUAUUCAGGAACCAAAUGGUUCAUAGAAGCCAUGUCUCAAGCAUUAAGGCAAGAAGUGGUUGAUGCUGGUAUAAAGGUUACAUGCAUUCAACCUGGAGAUGUUAAAACAGAACUUCAAGGCCAUACCAAAGAUAAACAGGCACAGGAGAUGUAUGACAUGAGUAGUAAAACAAGAAUUCUGGAGCCAAGUGAUGUUGCACAAGCAGUUAUGUUUGCGGUAACACAGCCUGGAUACUGUGCAGUAAAUGAAAUUUUGGUUGAGCCAAGGGAAGCUCCAUUGUAGAAUGUAACUAGAUUAUCUUUUGCAAGACACAAAACCCAUUAUAUUGACAUGACUAAUUUUGAUAUGUAAAAAAUUGCAUCAGCUUUUUCUAAUUACACUUCACACAUUCUAAGCUUUACAAUUUAACGUGUACAAUCAUGUAGAUACUACAUAAUUCUGUGCUACUUAAUGCAUGUUGUACAAGUAUUCAAUUUUAAUUGUCAGAUGAAAUAUAUGUUGAAUUUUAUCCAUUGUUCCUUUUAAUUAAAAAAAUUAAAAUAUUUUUCACAUGAAGACUUCUGGCGCAAAAUGCUUUGAACAUUAUUGCAGCGAAAUGUUAUUGUCAAUAAUGAAAUAGUGCAUCUUAAAUUUGCAAUGAUAUGUCAGAAAACACCAACUUCAAUACAGUGGUGAAAGUCAAUCAGUAUUCUAUAGACAUCUUGUAAGCAGAUUGAUAAGAUAAAAAAUAUGCUUGUAAUAUUGUAAAAAUAAAUUGUAAUAUUUCAAAUUCUAAGUAGCCUGCUUUGAUGGUUCCCUAAACAUAUAAAUUUUAGGGCAAGGAUUUAUAAUUUAAAAUAUCAUGUGCCUAUAUAUGUACAGACCCUGGCCAUAUUAUUAGACGCAUCCUAAACUUUCAAUAAAAACCAAGUUUUUGUGACGAAAAAUGUAUUUUUUUAUUUCCAAUGAAAUACAUAAGUAAUAAUUGAAUACU
Molecule: messenger RNA, 5027 nt
Organism: Gryllus bimaculatus (two-spotted cricket)
Lineage: Eukaryota; Metazoa; Arthropoda; Insecta; Orthoptera; Gryllidae
Source: the annotation of a GenBank genome assembly